Molecule: messenger RNA, 3842 nt
Organism: Lineus longissimus
Lineage: Eukaryota; Metazoa; Nemertea; Pilidiophora; Heteronemertea; Lineidae
Exons: 17
Coding region: 51-2867 (938 amino acids)
Biological process (GO): cell surface receptor signaling pathway via JAK-STAT; defense response; regulation of transcription by RNA polymerase II
Molecular function (GO): DNA-binding transcription factor activity, RNA polymerase II-specific; RNA polymerase II cis-regulatory region sequence-specific DNA binding
Source: RefSeq, a predicted model, not a curated record
GCUACCAGGCCCAGUUGAUUUUUCAUACAACGAAGCCAAGCGGUAAAGGGAUGGCACACAAGAGGGGAAGACCGACAGAAAGCCGCCUGGAAAGGGUACAGGAGAUCAUUGCAGAUGAUCCAAAAGCUCGUGAACAUUUUGAGAACAUGUACCAGAACUGUGGUGUCCCUCGAUGGUUGAGGGAAGCCAUUUCUACAUUCAUUGAGCAACAGUCGUGGUGCAAUGUUGACUCUGCACAAGGAUUAUUCGCCGAGUUCAUUGCUGAAGCUUUCUUUGCAGUUCUUGAUCCCGAUCAUGAGAAAAGCUUGAGUAUUCAUUCGAGUACGGUAAAGGAUUUAAAGUCAAGAUACCAAGAGCAUCCUGAAACGUUUAUCCAGAACAUGCGUAGUUGUGUAGAGAUGGAAGUAAACAUCAUCUCAGCAAAAACAGUUGUAAGAGUUGAAGAAUAUGCAGCCGAACCAUCCAGUUCUGCCGAGAUAGCAACGAGGGCGUACCAUGAUAUGACGGUCAAAGAUAUUGUGGGUAACGAUUCAAAAAAACAACGAAUGCAGCCUACUGAAUCAAACCUCAUGUUACAUGAGAGGAUGCAAGAAGUCUCUGAGAUGUUCAGGAAAGAAGUGGACGCAUGCUUCGAGCGUCGAAAGCAAUGGCAAAGGGAAGAUGAUUCAAUACAUUAUCGGGACCAAAAAGAUCUCAAACAGAACAGCCUUGAUGAAGUUAUACAAAUCUUUUGUGGCACUGAUGAGAACUUCAAGAAAAUCAAAGACGUUUAUGAUAAUAUAAAGGAGAUUUUUGCUCACCUGUGUACAGGGAAAUUGGAUGAAGCAUUCCAAAAUAUAAACAGCCUACACGUAGAACUUGUAGCCAGGUCAUUUGUGCUUGUGGGGCUCACGAAGAGAAUUUUCAGCAUGGAAAAGAAAAAAAAAGCAGAUACUUUCCAAUUCAGGAUCAAAUCAUUGUUGGGAUUAGGCAUCAGAAAAAUCACCUCCAUUGGUUUGUAUAGUAAAGCCAACCAACGAAUAGCUGAAGUCAAGUACAGGAAAUUUGAUGAUACACAAGCUUUGUUGGAUGGAGUUUCUGUUGUGGACUUCACAAGAAUGAAAAGUCAAAAUUGUGCAUCUGAGCCAUGUUUCCUGAAGAUUGAUGUCCAAGAUUCUCAAAUGAAAGAUUUUCAGGUGAAGAGUGGCCCGUGUCUCUGUGCUAGUCAUACCCAAGUGUCGAAAGCCACUGGCCUUCUGAUGUGGAUGCUGGCCUUCCCUUCAAAUGAGGGAUGUUAUCAUAGAGAAGUCGACUGGAAGGAAUUCCUGUCCGUCUUGUGCUGCUUUUGGACGAGGGAAACGAAAGGGUGUACACUUUUAGAAGAGAAUAAAGAAUGUCUGGCUGAUUACUUUGGCAACCCAGAUGGCAUAGACACGUUCAAGAUAACUCUCGUUAACGUAUUUGAGGAGAAAGUGCCAUCACAAGAAAAGGACAAGAAGAAAUUAUUCACAAUGUGGGAAUGGUUCAACGGCUGCAUUAACCUUGUGAGAGAAUACCCUGAACUCUUCCAAAAAAGGCUUAUCCAUGGACUUGUAACCAAGGAACGAGCAAGGAAAAUGUUGGAUAGUAGUGAAAAGAAGGAUGGAGCAUUUCUGAUACGAAUUUCCCAGACCUUUCUCGACAGAAGGACCAAGCCAUAUGCUGGACUCUCCAUAGUUGUUCAACAUUGGAACAAAAAAGAACGUAAAUAUACAUUGAUACAUGGUGAGAUGUUUAGUAUCAAUCAUCCAGGCAAUGAACAAGGAGUCUUGCCCAAGGAGAUGGCAUUUGGAAGGUGGCUGAUGUCAUUCGCUGCAGAUUCAUCUAUUGGUGAAAACAGCAAAAAAGUAUAUCUGAGUCAUUUGUGUGGAAGGACUGAACCUGUGGGAGAGACCUUUGGAAAAUACACAUAUCGUGAUACAACAAGAAGUAAAACCUCUGACUACACAACUUUUGGGCACGCAAGAUUCUUUGACUGCAGGAAACCAGACCAGGCCAUCUGUGAUGUGCCUCCUGGGCGUUACGAGCAACUCCUGGAACUGUUGCCACAGCUACAUGAUUGCUGUGAAAUUUCCCCUCCGCAGCAACCAUACUGCAUCAUUUUACAGUCACCCAACUCCCAGUCCCCGAAAUGGGCGGUUUGGCCAUUGCCACAAGGUGACAUAGAUUCAAGUACCACUCAAAAAGGACCUGCACAGCCAAUUCUAGCUGUGGAUGGCAUUCACUGUGAUGAAAACAGUGUCCAACCUGAGGAGACUACUGAAUGCAGUGAAUCAAGAAUGGAAUCAGACAUGCCUUUUGAUCUAUCACCCUCCCAAAAUGGAUAUACAAAUGGCAUUGGUACUUCAGGCCUUGGCCGGUGUACCGAAAGCAGCAGUAAUGAUUCGAGUGAUUUGUCUCUAGAAGAAAUUGUCACGGUCCUGGAAGAUCCAGAUUUUAAAGUUACUGGCAGUAAAGCUCCUACAAAACUUGAUUGUACUCAACUACCAAGGCAUUCCGCUGAUACGUUGGGGGAUUCUGCAUCCAACAUUAGACCAGGAUCAUGUACUUCAGCAGACACUCCUCAAAGCAGUCCCUUCACUAAUUCCGCAUUAGAUAUCUCGCCACAGAGUGUGCAAAACUACCGAAACAAACAGAGUUCUAAAUCAAAUGGCCAAGUGGUCCCGUCGAUAUCACCUUGGAGUGAUCAAUCCUCACCAGCAGAAAGUAUAUCAUCCCAAAGGGCCAAUCAUAGCUCAUUCUUCAAAGACUUCAGUCCUAACGGGGUUGUCCAUCCUAACGACGCUGUCAGUCCUUCGAUGAAUGCUUUACCCCAAUCAGUGGAGAGCAUGAAUUUAGAUAUGGAUUAGGACCAUCUCUGAUAUAUAUAUUGGGUAGAUCUAUAUAUGCACUAAAUUUCACUGGAGUAAAAGAAAUGAUUAAGAAGUUGUUAACCCCCUGAAGUUCGGCAUGUUUCUUUUAUCAACCUGUCGCUUGUGUAUUUCUGGUGCACCUGUAAAUUUUUGUAAAUAAUUACAUGUAUGAUACUGAGUUGAUACUCUGAGAGUGUAAAUGAUAGUAUUUUGCUGAAUUGCUGUGUUGGUCAGUGAUAACGAUCAUCGAGUAAUUGUGCAGGAGGUUAUAGAUCUAACCAUUCUAUUAAUGGUGGUCCAACACUUAAUAUGUAUAUAUCUUUUCACAAUUCAGAUCUUAUGGUCUACUUCCCUCUUACUAAUAAACAUAAGUCGUAGUUCCACCUAUCAUAAAACCCCGUGUUUUUUCAAGACCCGUGUCUUCGCCGUGUGUCAAAAACCCGGGGCGCACUUACACCUAUCAGUGGUGUUAGAUAAUGGUUAAUAGCCCCGGCGACAGGUGCACUGUAGGUAGGGAGCUCUCCUGUGUUUCUUUCCCGUUGGAAGGGAAUUUCGCGUGCACAAUACCGAGGCAACUACACCGCGCCAUCUUUCGCCGGGUCUUAGAACUUGCAAUUGCCGGGGCUAUUCAGAUUCCACCUAUCCAAAAACCCGUGUUGAACACGGGUCUAAAUUAGCCCCCGAUUAGCCCCAUCGAGCUCGAUGGGGCUAAUAGACACGGGGAUUUGACACACGGGUCUAUUUAGACACGGCAAUUCAUAGGUGUAAGCGCAAAAGACACGGGGAUUUGAUAGGUGGAAGUACGACUAUAUAUAUGGUUGCUAGCUUGUGGGAAAUUGUUUUAAAACUUGUUAUGUCUGUGAUAAGUUUUAUUUGUGAGUGUAAGAUGUAACUCUUUGGCUGUGUAGCUACAUCACCAAAGUUCAGCUAUUUACUACUGUUUCUUAGCUUGACAGUACGGCAGCAGAUUAG